CCCUACAGGUUGGACACGUUGUGGUCGGAUCAGAUUUUGUUGUAGCCUACCUGGGAACGGACGGGGCUCACCUGAGAGUGAAGCGCGUCUCCAUUCGUGCUCUCAAAAGUCCGCCCGGGGGUUUCACUUUCCUGCGAGCCAUUAAUGAAAAAGGAGACAGACAGCGCACUUUGGCUGCGGAUAAAUAAUUAACCUGACUUACUCAAGCCGCAGUUUACAGAAGAGCUGGCAUGAGGAGCUGAGCCAAGCAGUAGCGGAGUGCGCCCUACUCGGGACAACAACAACACAAAAACAGGCCUACAGGUGUUUUUGUUUUAUUAUUUUUUUUGCUGUUUAAUGUCAUUUGAGCUGGAUACACUGCGCUGUAAUCAUGCUUGGAGCGGAGAGCAGACUGGAGAGCCGGUUGAAGAAGCUGGAGUCCCUGAUGAGGAACCAACAGUCGGCUCUAAACUUGGAAACUCUACUGGAUUCCAUGAAUGCAUUGGCUCAUGAUUUGAACUAUCCUGCCCUACGGAAAAACAAAAACAUAGAUGCCUUUCUGAACCGAUAUGAGAAGACGGUGAGUCAGCUGCGGGAGCUGCAGGUGAAGCUGGAAGAUUUUGAGAAAGUGAAGCUGAUCGGGAGAGGAGCCUACGGAGAAGUGCAGCUGGUCCGCCACAAGGCCUCUCAGAAGGUUUACGCCAUGAAGCGGCUCAACAAAUUUGAGAUGAUCAAGCGGUCAGACUCUGCCUUCUUCUGGGAGGAGAGGCACAUCAUGGCCUUUUCCAACAGUCCCUGGGUCGUCCAGCUGUGCUGUGCUUUCCAAGACGACCGCCACCUCUACAUGGUGAUGGAGUUCAUGCCUGGAGGCGACCUGGUCACACUUACCAUGAACUACGACAUGCCCGAGAAGUGGGCUCGCUUCUACACGGCUGAAGUGGUGCUGGCACUGAACGCCAUCCACUCCAUGGGCUUCAUCCAUCGUGACGUUAAACCCGACAACAUGCUGCUGGACCAACACGGACACCUCAAACUGGCAGAUUUUGGCACGUGUAUGAAGAUGGACUCGACAGGAAUGGUGCACUGUGACACAGCUGUAGGCACACCCGACUACAUCUCCCCUGAGGUGCUCCAGUCCCAGGGUGGUGAUGGUUUCUAUGGCCGGGAGUGCGACUGGUGGUCUGUCGGUGUCUUUAUCUAUGAGUUGCUAGUCGGUGAAACUCCCUUCUAUGCCGAGUCACUGGUUGGAACUUACGGGAAGAUCAUGAACCACAAGAACUCACUCAUCUUCCCAGAUGAUGUAGAGAUGUCUCAGGAUGCCAAAGACCUCAUCUGUGCCUUUCUUACUGACAGGGAGGUUCGUCUGGGCCGCACUGGAGUGGAUGAGAUCAAAUGUCAUCCAUUCUUCAAGAACAACCAGUGGACCUUUGACAACAUCCGAGAGACUGUGGCUCCAGUUGUGCCAGAGCUGAACAGUGACAUAGACACCAGUAACUUUGACGACAUAGAGGAUGAUAAAGGAGAUGUUGAGACCUUUUCUCCACCCAAAGCCUUUGUGGGCAACCAGCUACCGUUUGUCGGCUUCACUUACUUCAAGGAGGACCAGCUGCUGAAGGUAAAUAACAACUGCUCUGUGGAGGAUUCAGAGGACAGUAAGGAAAACGCUAAGGAUAAGGAGUAUUGCUCAGAGAGUAAUAAAGAGCUGCAGAAAAAGCUUCAUCAGCUGGAGGAGCAACGCGACCAUGACAUGCAGGCCAAAAAUGAGCUGGAGCAUAAGUGCAAAAACGCCACCAACCGUUUAGACAAGCUGGUGAAAGAAUUAGACAAGGAGAUGAGUAGCAGGCAGAAAGUCGAGGCCUCGCUAAGACAGCUGGAGAGAGAGCGAGCUCUGCUGCAGCACCAGAGUGCCGAGAACCUGCGCAAGGUGGAGAUUGAAGCUGACAGAAAACGCAGCCUGGAAAACGAAUUGAACAACCUGAGGGACCAGCUAGAGGAUCUUAGGAAGAAGAACCAGAAUUCACAGAUCUCCAAUGAGGAAAACAUCCAGCUGCAGAGACAACUGGAAGAGGCCAACGCCGUGCUCCAGGCCGAGCAGGAAGCGGCAGCGCGGCUGAAGAAGAGUCAGGCAGAGGCGCAGAAACAGGCUGAGAGCCUGGAGGUCAGCCUCAGGGAGAUGCAGGAAAAGUGCAGCCAGCUGGAAAACGGCAAGAUGGAGCUGGAGAAGCAGCUGAUGGGGCUGCAAGCCGAGCUGGAGGAGGAGAAAAGAGAUCGCAACCUUGGGACAGAAACUAUUACUGACCUGCAGGGACGUAUUUCUGGCCUGGAAGAAGAGGUGAAAGAGGUGAAGUCAUCUCUCUCCAAGGUCCAGGCUGAAAAGAAGCAGCUGCAGGAGAAGCUCAAUGACCUGGAGAAGGAAAAGAGCAACCAAGAGAUUGACUUGACGUUCAAGCUGAGGUCGCUCCAGCAGAGUCUGGAGCAGGAGGAGGCAGAACACAAGGCCACCAAAGCCAAGCUCGCAGAUGAAAACAAAACCUACCAGUCCAUCGAGGAGGCAAAGUCUGAGGCCUUAAAAGAGAUGGAGCGCACCUUGCAGGAGGAGCACAGCUUGAAGCUGCAGGUGGAGGGAAAGCUGCUGCAACUAGAGAAGACCCACUCCAUGCUGGACUGUGACUACAAGCAGGCACAGCACAAACUGGACGAGCUGCAGGCACAAAAGGAGAAACUGUCUGAAGAGGUAAAGAACCUGAGCUUGCGUCUGGAGCAGGAGAUCCACAAGCGGAGUCUGAGCCAGAGUGAUCUGAAGAUGCAGAACCAGCAGGUGUCAGUGCUCCGCUCGUCAGAGAAACAGCUCAAACAGGAGCUCAACCACCUGCUGGACAUGAAGCAGGCCCUGGAGAAACAGAACCAGGAGCUACGCAGGGAGAAGCAGGAGGCGGGUGGCCAGCUGAAGGAACUGAAGGACCAACUGGAGGCAGAGCAGUAUUUCACUACCCUUUACAAGACGCAGAUCCGUGAGCUGAAGGACGAGUGUGAUGAGAAGAAUAAACUGUGUAAAGAUGUGCAGCGGCGACUGGCAGAAUAUGAGGAGGAGAGAGAUUCCCUUACAUCCCAGCUGGAGGUCAGUUUGACAAAGGCGGAUUCUGAACAGCUGGCUCGCUCCAUCGCUGAGGAGCAGUACUCCGACCUGGAGAAGGAGAAGAUCAUGAAGGAGCUGGAGAUCAAAGACAUGAUGGCGAGACACAGGCAGGAGCUAAGCGACAAGGAGGCUACCAUCAGCUCGCUGGAGGAGUCCAAUCGCACUCUGACAGUGGAUGUGGCCAACCUGGCCAGUGAGAAGGAGGAGCUCAACAACCAGCUAAAAGAAAUGCAGCAACAGCUACAGAAAGCCAAGGAGGAGGAGAAGCAGAUGAACUCAGUAAAACUGAGCUUUGAAAGGCAGCUGCAAAAUGAAAGGACACUAAAAAUUCAGGCUAUCAACAAGCUGGCCGAGGUGAUGAACAGGAGAGAGACGAUACGAGGAGGCCACAGAGGCAUCGACACUGAGGUGCACAGGAAGGAGAAGGAGAACAGGAAGCUGCAGCUGGAGCUGAGAACGGAGAAGGAGAAACUCAAUAGCACCAUCAUCAAAUACCAGAGAGAGAUGACGGAGAUGCAGGCGCUGAUAGCAGAAGAGAACCAGGUGCGUCUGGAGCUUCAGAUGGCUUUGGACAGUAAAGACAGUGACAUUGAGCAGCUUCGUUGCCAGAUCACCUCCCUGAGUGUCCACUCUCUGGACUCCACCAGUAUCAGCAGUGGCAACGACCUGGACGUGGUUGACGGAUACCCAGUGCGCAUUACUCACUCCCACACCUCAGAAUCAAUGUCCUUCACGUACCAGCGCACACACAAAUCUGUCUGCAUCGACACCCGACCCAAUCUUCACUCGGCUCGCACUCUCUUUGACUCUGACUCUGACUCUGAGGAUGACGAAGAAUAUGAUGGGCGGGUGGAGCAGGGCAACCGUCCCCUGGCCCUCACCUACGAACAGCCCCCUGAGGCUGAACCCGAAGACUCCAGGUUGGCGGGCUGGAUUUCACUUCCCACUAAGAACACAAAGCGUUUCGGCUGGGACAAAAAAUAUGUAGUUGUGAGCAGUAAGAAGAUCCUGUUCUACAACAGUGAGCUGGACCGAGAGCAAGCCAACCCUUUCAUGACUCUGGACAUCGAUAAGCUGUUUCAUGUCCGACCUGUCACUCAUACUGACGUGUACCGUGCUGAUCCCAAAGAAAUUCCAAGGAUAUUCCAGGUCCUGUAUGCCAAUGAAGGCGAAAUUAAACGCGAACAGGAGGUUGUAGUGGAGCCCACGCCGCAUGGUGAUCGUCCCUCCUACAUCAGCCACAAGGGCCACGAGUUCAUCAUCACUCUCUACCACUUCCCAUCCAGCUGCGAGGCCUGCACUCGGCCCCUGUGGCAUGUUUUCAAGCCCCCGCCAGCCCUCGAGUGCCGCCGCUGCCACACCAAGUGCCACAAAGACCACCUGGACAGAAAGGAGGAAGUUAUUGUGCCCUGCAAGGUGAACUAUGACAUGUCCACUGCUAAAGAGCUGCUUCUGCUGACCAACUCUCAGGAGGAGCAGCAGCGCUGGGUCAGUCACCUCCUCAAACGCAUCCCGAGGAAACACCCAACAAUGAGUCCUCCCUCUGCGGCACAGAACACCCCUCCUGAAGCAACGUCACGUUCCUCUCCACGAGUCUCUCCGCGACCUUCUCCCAGGGGUUCGCCUCGUAUGUCGGCCCAUCGCGGAGCAAUCAAGAUCCAGCCCAGCCGACAGCAGCAGUCAUCAGGGAAGCCGAGCCCUGGCCCCAUGCUCCGUAUCAUCCUCCACUGACCUCUGACCUCUUCACUUCUGACCCCACCAUUCUAACGUCUCUCAUGCUGGGAGACUUUAACCCUGGCUGAUCAAAGAUGUGUAUUUUCAUCUUUGUGGAUUAAUGACCGCAGUCUGGACGCAGUGCCUACAUGUGUUAUUUUUUUCUGGGAAGUAGAAUAAAAAAAAAAAAAAAAUGCUAAUCAUGGACACAAAAUCACAGAAACUGGCUGUCGUCAUGAGAACUGGGACUGUCUUUGUCAUUUUAACAAGAGGAAAAUGAGCAGUAUUCAUAUUAGAGUGAGAUUUCAUCCGAAAACCUCAGCUCAACACUGGGUGAUUAAAGCUGCCUUAUUUUAUAAUCAUCAUGACAAAAACAUGGACAUUUUAUUCUGUCAGAUGGAGUGACUCACAUGGAUUUGUGUUUGUGAGGUGUUAGGCAUGUGUGUGAACAUUUGUAUAUAGGUUUAAGAGGUCUGUCUUUGUAUUGUAACACAAAGUGUAGCUCAUAGUAUAUGACUGUUUAUUUUUAUGGAUAUCACCAGCCCAAUAUAGUAUAUGCUUGUCCUGUAAAUUAAUACAGUUUUACUGAAUGAUUAUGAGUCUUGAUUUGAUCCAUUACAAUAUAAGUCAGAAUAUUGUGAAUUGAACAGACACGAUGUGUUUUCUUCUUACCAUUCAUGACUAGUUCAAAUAAAUUAUGUUACUCUGGAAAAUGAAUAAUUCAGGAUUUGUCUCAAUAUAUUGCCGUUAAGGAUUUGGUGUGAAAGCAGGCUUAAAAAAGCAUGACAUACAGCAUUCAGACUUGUGGCCCUAAUGAUUAAUUUUUUGCCUUGAGGCCUCAUUUGAAAGCUUUCAUUCUGGAUCUCACACAAAAAAUUCCCCUUCCAGUAUAACAUGGAUAUUGCAUCAAAAGCAGCAGAUAGGUGGUGAAUGAAUAUAUACUGUAGAAAUAGAAUCAAUUUUGAGUUUUUCUGGGUUUUUGAAAGGGAAGAAUAGAGGAUAACUGGUGUUUGAAUAUGAUUUCUCCACCCAAAUCUUCCCGGGUUGCACUGUACCUGAUCAGUGAGAUCAAGUUUACAAUUGAGCACAAAUAAUGAACUCAGUGUUUGAAUGGGCUUGGGGCCACUGCUAGUAUUAUCAUCUCAUAGGAGGGCCACUUUAAUGUUAAAGUACUACAAGAAAGUACAAGGAAGUGCAGUAUAGAUUACAUGAAAAUAUUUACGUUACUAAUAUCAUACUUAAAAAGGUAAACAGCUGUUUCUCUGCAGUUUUAUAUCAUUAGUUUAUAUAAUUAUUGUCCGUGGCCAAACAACAAAUGAAGGUCCGAAACCUGCUCUCUUCUCAUCAACACAUUUGUGGUUAUCUUUGACCUUUGCUAUUGUUUUUUUUUUUGUGCCAAAUGAAACAUUUUUAAAACUAGAAUUGUGUUUUAUUUAAAUUGUAUUGAAGGGGUAGCUUAAAUUGAUAUGAAACAACUAGAAUUACAUUAUAUUUUUGAUAUCAUGUUGUGGACCUAAGGGAGGGGGAUGGACGGACACUCCAGGCUGGCAGUUUGAGAGCCCUGCUGUCUAGUCUGUGCUAGCAUCACUAACAAUGUCAAAAGAUAAACAAUACCAAAAAACACAAUGAGCAUAAUGUACAGUCCUUUGCUGCAUAUCGCUGACUUUAAACCACAGAUGUGUUGCAUGGAACAGACGUGGAACACUGUAGUUAUCCUUUAGAGGUGUUACAUCUGACUACAGUGUAUUUUAGGACACUUUGAUCUACACCAGAAUAGGUCCGUCUCUAUCUUGCAAGUGCAUGUGGAGUGAGUGGGCUUGACUGAAAUAAAUCUUUCAGAACAGCCUAAAGCCAACUGGCACUCAUCAUACAUAAUGUAAUGGUUCAUCAUGUUGCCCAUCUGCUAAAAUCGUAUUUCAUACCGCAGGUCUAAUCCAUUCUCGCUAUCAGCUGUGUGACUGUAUGUUCUGGUUAAAUAACCAUGAAACCUGCUGUACCUGCCUGCUGCACCGACCUCAGGUGGCACGCAGCCUUCUCCUGCUGUUUCUCCUCCUCAUCGAGAAUAAACACUCAUUCUGUUA
Messenger RNA from Dicentrarchus labrax (European seabass), 6909 nucleotides. It is a transcript of the gene rock2b, whose product is annotated as rho-associated, coiled-coil containing protein kinase 2b. Lineage: Eukaryota; Metazoa; Chordata; Actinopteri; Moronidae. The record is from RefSeq and is a predicted model, not a curated record. Gene Ontology annotation, biological process: embryonic morphogenesis; cortical actin cytoskeleton organization; peptidyl-threonine phosphorylation. Gene Ontology annotation, cellular component: cytoskeleton; centrosome; cytoplasm. The coding region runs from base 371 to 4846 and encodes 1491 amino acids. The transcript has 34 exons. Gene Ontology annotation, molecular function: small GTPase binding; ATP binding; Rho-dependent protein serine/threonine kinase activity.